AUGUCUUAUUUGUUCCCCCUUCUCGGUUUUCAAGUUUCUGCUAUCGGGCGUGUUUAUUUGAAAGAUGAAAGAAAGCAAAGAACACUUCGAAGUGAACGCGAAAUCCUCCGUAUACGUAACUUCAUCUCGUUUGUCAUUAUCUAUCUAUCUAUCUAUCUAUCUAUCUAUCUAUCUAUCUAUCUAUCUAUCUAUCUAUCUAUCUAUCCUUUUUUCUUGGGCGUAUCUCCAGCCCAGUAUCUAUCUAUCUAUCUAUCUAUCUAUCUAAUCAUAUUAUCUAUCUAUCUAUCUAUCUAUCUAUCUAUCUAUCUAUCUAUCUAUCUAUCUAUCUAUCUAUCUAUCUAUCUAGAUUUUAUUCUACCUCAUCCUGUUCAAAUCUAUCUAUGUCAGUCUGUUCUAUCUAUCUAUCUAUCUAUCUAUCUAUCUAUCUAUCUAUCUAUCUAUCUAUCUAUCUAUCUAUCUAGAUUUUAUUCUAUCUCAUCCUGUUCAAAUCUAUCUAUGUCAGUCUGUUCAUAUUUAUCUAUCUAUCUAUCUAUCUAUCUAUCUAGAUUUUAUUCUAUCUCAUCCUGUUCAAAUCUAUCUAUGCCAGUCUGUUCAUAUCUAUCUAUCUAUCUAUCUUGA
Acanthosepion pharaonis is the source of this 618-nucleotide messenger RNA. The record is from the annotation of a GenBank genome assembly. Lineage: Eukaryota; Metazoa; Mollusca; Cephalopoda; Sepiida; Sepiidae.